Tremella mesenterica DSM 1558 is the source of this 2739-nucleotide messenger RNA. RefSeq lists its product as uncharacterized. Gene Ontology annotation, biological process: nuclear-transcribed mRNA catabolic process, nonsense-mediated decay. Gene Ontology annotation, cellular component: telomerase holoenzyme complex. The record is from RefSeq and is a predicted model, not a curated record. Gene Ontology annotation, molecular function: telomerase RNA binding; telomeric repeat DNA binding; protein binding. Bases 1 to 2739 code for a protein of 912 amino acids. NCBI's taxonomy places the organism in Eukaryota, Fungi, Basidiomycota, Tremellomycetes, Tremellales, Tremellaceae. The transcript is spliced from 2 exons.
AUGUCACUCGACCCUGAAGCAGGCAUCUCUGUACUUUUCCCUUCCACCCAUCCCCUUCGUGCAGAUGACGAAGCAACAGCCUGGCUAAACCUCGUAGCGAAACACAAAACCCUCGCUGAAUUACAUCGAGAUUUCUUACAACGAGUUUUCGAUCCUCUUGUCCCAUCCUCCUUACAACAGUUAGCAACGCGGUAUAAUAUUCCAUCACGAUUAUGGCAAGUAGGUUUCCACAUGAUACACGAACGAUUACGACACGUAUGGCAAGCAUCAAUAAUGACAGGAUCAUCUGAUACGAAUCUGGAUUCUUUGGACCUUUUGACUGAUUUGGUAUAUGAUGCUUACAAAUUUUAUAUCGAGUUACUGGAUGAUACCAAUCUCAUAAGUUUGCGAGGUGCAUGGAUCGAAUCUUUGGGAGAUUUAGCAAGAUAUAGAAUGGCGAUUGCCAAACAUCUUGCCACGGAGAAUAAACGUUCGAAUGGGAAAGAAAGUUCUUUGACAAGAGAGAAAGUGGAGGAGAUGGGAAAUGUAUUGGAGAAUGAUGCAGGUGGAAGUAUAGGAGCUGCAGUGGCAGAGAAUUGGGAGGUGGAAGAUGAGGUUACGUGGAGGAUCACGGCUAGGGAAUGGUAUACCAGUGGAAUCACUGAUAAACCUGGAGAAGGAAGAUUGCAUCAUCAUUUAGCUUUGUUAAGUGUGGGUGUGGUUGGUGAAGAAUCUCGAGCUCUGCAUCAUUUCACCAAGAGCCUCAUCGUUACACAUUCAUUCUCUGGUUCCCGCGAAUCUAUACUACCCCUAUUCGACACAUCUUCAACCCUCAAGCAAAGUGAAACACCCCUGAUGGACAUGUUCGUUCGUCUUCAUGGCAUGUUAUUCACUAAAAUCCAACUUGACGACUUUUCUUCUUCUAUGAGUCGGUUUCUACAACGUCUGGAAUCUUCCCCACGGUCUGGUGCCGAACGUAUAAGUCAAGUCGAUUGGAUGGUCAUCGCCAGCGUCAACGUCGCUUCCGUCUUACAAUAUGCUUCUGUUGAUGGGAUCAUCCGACAAGCUCUAGCUCAGGAAGGUGUUGAACGCCGUCGAAACCAAUCUGGUAACACGGAGGAAGGAGAAGAUACGGAGGAACCAUUUAUCGAUAAUCCCAACACUAUCACAACUGAAGAUGUGUCUGGCGAUGACCACCUUGAGGAAGAUGUCUCCAAAAAUUCAAACUCCAAGAUCGUCAAAGAGGAAGAGCUUUCACCACCUCUCACUUACGCGUACGCAAUAGACCUCACCUAUCAAAUCCUUCUUCAUACCUUAUCCUAUCCUUUCAUUCAACAAGGUCCUCAUUCGCUUCUUUCUCCUUACCUAACCCUCCUCCUGACAUUUCUGGCCACACUGUCCCGUCAAUCUCAAACUCUUGAACUCAUCCUCCCCCUAAUCCCCAUCUAUCAACUCUCAAAUCUCCUCAGUCAUUGUCCUCCGGAUCUAGAGAUCAAAGAAGAAUCUCGUCUCAUAAUCGGUCCUCCUUUACCUGAAGAUUGGUUGAUCAGAGGGUCCGAAUGGGUCGGAAGGAGGGUGUUCGAAAGAGGUUUCUGGAAAUCUAAAGGUUCCGGAAGAAGUUCACAAGGAUUGGUUCAACCGAGAAUAGGCGAAAGGUUUUCGAGCGAGAUUGACGUGUUGGUCAAUGAUUUCGAAGAGGGAAAAGAUGAGAGUGAGGGAGUUGUGGAUGAUGUUGAAGGGACCGAUCUGACGGAUGGUCCUGUCGCUAUUGGUCAGAGAAGGUGGAGGAGGGUGAUUUGGGCUAUAGGGGUGAUGGUGAAGCAUGUGGAUGGUUUGGAAUUGAGAGAUGGGAAAUUGGAAGUGAAUGAUGAGUUGAAAGAGAAAAUGGGGAGACUGAGCAAGAGACAGAAAGAAACUCUUUCACCGUCUACUUCUCUUGUCUACUCACCGAAUGUACAGGAAGAUGAAUGGGACGAAGAUGAAAGAGAAUCAGACUUGGAAGAAAAUGAUGAUGAUCCCGAAUUGGUUUUAUUGAAAGAUAGAAGGGGAUAUUUGGAAUCAUUACUUGAAUCCAAGUCCAACUCUUCCAUCAUCCAAACAACUCAUCAACUCUCUUCAACAAAACUCGUCAACCUUCCUACUAAACCAACACGUUCAACCCGUAAGAAGAAUAUCUCAAAACUACGUAUUUCACCCGGUCACACCGUUUUGAUAUUCGAUACCAACGUCCUCUUAUCAUCUCUUGUGUCAUUCACUUCUUUAGUUCAAUCGAGGAAAUACAAAUGUAUAAUCCCUUUACCCGUCAUCACCGAGUUGGACGGAUUGGCUAAACAACCUACAUCGUUAGGUAAAUCAGCUAUGGAAGCUGUGGAAUACGUUGAGAAGAAUGUUAAGAUUAAUGGUGGGGUAAAGGUCCAAACUACCCGUGGGAAUUAUUUGAGUGAUUUGAAUAUAAGGACUGAACAGAUUAUCAGGAGUGAUCAUUCGAGUGAUUUACAUGAUAAGAGUGAAAGUGGAGUUGGUACGAUGGAUGAUAGAGUUUUGGAUGUGGCUUUGUGGCAAUUAAAACAUUGGGUUAAACCUCAUUCUUUGAAAAUAGAUUCGAGUGGGAAAGAUAGAAGGGAAGAAGGAGAAGGAAGAGAAGAGGAAAUAUCUAAAGUCGUUUUAAUAACUUUUGAUAGGAAUCUUCGUUUGAAAGCUAAGUCUAGAGGUUUGGAAGUUGCUGAUGAGAGGGAAAUGUCUAUGAUCUUGAAUGUGUGA